Ipomoea nil (Japanese morning glory) is the source of this 321-nucleotide messenger RNA. RefSeq lists its product as uncharacterized. The record is from RefSeq and is a predicted model, not a curated record. The transcript has a single exon. NCBI's taxonomy places the organism in Eukaryota, Viridiplantae, Streptophyta, Magnoliopsida, Solanales, Convolvulaceae. Bases 1 to 321 code for a protein of 106 amino acids.
AUGGAGGAAUACAGGCCGAGUUUCCGGAGCAGCGCCGGCGAUUUCAGACUGGAAGUCGUGAGCGGGAGGAGCUUCGGCAGCGUUAAUCAGGUGUACGGAGCGAAUCGGAUCCGUUCUCCGGAUCUGGCGCCGGUUCCGCCGCGGCGGAGUGUGGUGACGGCGACAUCGAUGCCCUGGAGUUUCAACGAUCCGGAGAUGAAGAGACGGAAGCGGAUAGCCAAGUACAAGGUGUACACGAUUGAAGGGCGGAUGAAGGCUUCUAUCAGGAACGGGCUAAGGUGGAUUAAGAACAAAUGCUCCGAAAUCAUCCAUGGCUACUAG